This is a messenger RNA of Guyanagaster necrorhizus, 1220 nucleotides long. Its product is annotated as mRNA transport regulator 3. The coding region runs from base 399 to 1184 and encodes 261 amino acids. The record is from RefSeq and is a predicted model, not a curated record. The transcript has 6 exons. Gene Ontology annotation, cellular component: nucleolus; cytoplasmic exosome (RNase complex); nuclear exosome (RNase complex). Gene Ontology annotation, biological process: poly(A)-dependent snoRNA 3'-end processing; U4 snRNA 3'-end processing; nuclear mRNA surveillance. Gene Ontology annotation, molecular function: RNA binding. Lineage: Eukaryota; Fungi; Basidiomycota; Agaricomycetes; Agaricales; Physalacriaceae.
CUUUCUCUGAGCCGAGUCUAAUUCCUUGGCAUCUUUUUGCUUCUGUUUCGCCUCUUGCAUUUUAUCCCAGACUUCAUCAUACUCGUACACCGAAGCGUCGACCCGUUUCUCUGCAUCCAUGCGUCUCUUCAUCACUUUAGAUGUGAGCAUGUUCUGAGUCAGUAGUUUCUUAUUCGCAGCUGUGGUCUUGUCUGCGGACGACGUCGGUGCCGCAUCGACAGGUUCAUCGUCGUCGAGAGAAGCAAAGACAGCGGGUCGCUUGAGAGAGGGAGCAGACUCUGCAGCCUUGUUUGUCUUUGCAAGGGAGAAGGAGAGUUUCGACAUCGUGGGCGAAGACAGCCAGCCAGCCGACGGCACACCGGAGUUCCAACCGAUCUUGGCGAGCACCACCUUUGUUCAUGGCUCAGUCUGGCUUCGACCGAAGACGAAUCAAUGGCCCGGAGGAGAGCUUUCCUCCAAUAUACGGCGACGACGACAUUGAGAACUCUGUAUGGAAGUUAGGAAUGACAAGAAAAGGCAGAAAUCCAAACGACAUCCGGCCAAUCUUUCUCCAACCAGGUCUGAUAACACAAGCAAAUGGGUCUGCAUAUAUCGAAACUGACAAAACAAAAGUUGCCUGCGCUAUUUACGGUCCCCGGCAGUCGAAAAACGCCACAUACAACGAGAACGGCCGAUUGAACGUUGAAGUGAAAUUUGCUCCGUACUCGUGCGAGCAGAGGAAAGCGCCGAUGCGCGAUGCGGAAGAUCGUUCGUUGGCUGUUGCUAUACACCAAGCUCUUUUGCCUUCAGUGCGCCUGGAGCUGCUGCCAAAGUCGACAAUCGACGUUUUCAUUGUCAUAAUUGAAUCGGACGGUAUAGAAGGAUGCAUUGCCUCCGGCUCAGUUGCAGCUAGUACUGCUUUGGCUGAUGCUGGAAUUGAAAUGUUUGGACUCGCUGUGGCUUGCUCGGCGGCCCUCGUUGGAGAAGAAAUUUGGUUAGACCCGACUGCGCACGAAGUUCAGGCAUCUACUGGAUCUCUGAUCCUUUCAACGAUGCCGGCCUUAGGAUUAGUCACAAGUGUCUGGCAGAAUGGCCAAAUGCGACCUGAGCAAGUUCUCAAGUGCCUGGACCUUUGCCAAGAACGAUGCACCGAAAUUCAUUCCAUCGUGGCACAGGCAUUGUUGGAUAACGUUCGCUUGAGUUAAGCAGUCGUCAUAAACAAACAAAAAGUACCCUGCUGU